GAAAAGGAGAGAGAUGAGUGUGGAUAGCAGAAAAAGUUGAGGUCGGCUGAAUACGUAGAGUUUAUGAAAAUGGCGACGGCGUUUGCGGCAGCAACUUCCUCGGCGGCCACCGCCGUCGUGUUACCUCGUCUUCCUAGCACCACCGCUGUCCGUUGCUCAUCGUUACCGCACCUUCCAGCUCGUUCGUUUUCCACUUCGAUCAAACAGAUUUCAGUAUCACGAAGGUCAUCUCUAUUGAAGAUCAAGGCCUCAGAAGAUGCAUCAUCUCCUCCGGAUGCUAAUGAAUUGUUCAAUGACUUAAAGGAAAAGUGGGAUGCACUUGAAAACAAGUCAACAGUUAUAGUGUAUGGAGGAGGAGCAGUUGUUGCAAUUUGGAUAUCUUCAAUCCUUAUUGGUGCAGUCAACUCAGUGCCAUUGCUUCCAAAGAUCUUUGAGUUGGUAGGACUUGGAUAUACCGGAUGGUUUGUGUACCGAUACCUUCUGUUCAAGUCUAGCAGAAAAGAGUUGGCAACAGAUAUUGAGUCGAUAAAGAAGAAGAUUGCAGGGACCGAGUAAAUUAGGUGUAUAUAUAGGUUUCUACAUGUAAUAUAUAUGAUACGCUUUCUUCAAUUUUUCAUAUAACAUUUGUGUUUGGGAAUAUGAUUGUGUGUGCAUUGGAGCCAAGAGAAUACAAGAUUUAAGUUCAUA
Molecule: messenger RNA, 687 nt
Organism: Lactuca sativa (garden lettuce)
Lineage: Eukaryota; Viridiplantae; Streptophyta; Magnoliopsida; Asterales; Asteraceae
Product: protein CURVATURE THYLAKOID 1A, chloroplastic
Cellular component (GO): thylakoid; chloroplast thylakoid membrane
Source: RefSeq, a predicted model, not a curated record